Messenger RNA from Dromiciops gliroides (monito del monte), 3772 nucleotides. It is a transcript of the gene NEFL, whose product is annotated as neurofilament light chain. Gene Ontology annotation, biological process: neurofilament bundle assembly. Gene Ontology annotation, cellular component: axon; cytoplasm; postsynaptic intermediate filament cytoskeleton. NCBI's taxonomy places the organism in Eukaryota, Metazoa, Chordata, Mammalia, Microbiotheria, Microbiotheriidae. The transcript is spliced from 4 exons. The coding region runs from base 146 to 1792 and encodes 548 amino acids. The record is from RefSeq and is a predicted model, not a curated record. Gene Ontology annotation, molecular function: structural constituent of postsynaptic intermediate filament cytoskeleton.
GCGGCCAGCGGCGAGCCGCACACAGCCACCCGUCCUCCUCCCCUCCUCUCUCCUCCUCCCCAUCUCUAGUUUCCUCGGUCUCGCCCGGCAGGCAGAGGCGAGCGGCCGGCGGGGCUGCAGGCCCACCGACCCCAUCCCCGGCAGCAUGAGCUCCUUCGGCUACGAGCCCUACUACGCCACGGCGUACAAGCGGCGCUAUGCCAGCACCGCCGAGAGCCCGCGAGUGCACAUCUCUUCGGUGCGCAGCGGCUACAGCGGCACGGCGCGCUCGGCCUACUCGAGCUACUCGGCUCCCGGCUCGUCAGCGGCGCUCUCCGUCCGCCGCAGCUACUCUUCCAGCUCCGCGUCGCUACUGCACAGCCUGGAGAGCCUGGAUCUGAGCCAGGUGGCCGCCAUCAGCAACGACCUCAAGUCCAUCCGCACGCAGGAGAAGGCUCAGCUGCAGGACCUCAACGACCGCUUCGCCAGCUUCAUUGAGCGCGUGCACGAACUAGAGCAGCAGAACAAGGUGCUGGAGGCCGAGCUGCUGGUGCUGCGGCAGAAGCACGCCGAGCCGUCGCGCUUCCGCGCGCUCUAUGAGCAGGAGAUCCGUGACCUGCGGCUCGCCGUCGAGGACGCGAGCGCCGAGAAGCAGGCGCUGCAGGGCGAGCGCGAUGGCCUGGAGGAGACCCUGCGCGCGCUGCAGGCGCGCUACGAGGAGGAGGUGCUGAGCCGCGAGGACGCCGAGGGGCGCCUGAUAGAAGCGCGCAAGGGCGCCGACGAGGCGGCCCUGGCCCGCGCCGAGCUCGAGAAGCGCAUCGACAGCCUGCUCGACGAGAUCGCCUUCCUCAAGAAGGUGCACGAGGAAGAGAUCGCCGAGCUGCAGGCGCAGAUCCAGUACGCUCAGAUCUCCGUGGAGAUGGACGUGUCCGCCAAGCCCGACCUGUCCGCUGCGCUCAAGGACAUCCGCUCGCAGUACGAGAAGCUGGCGGCCAAGAACAUGCAGAACGCCGAGGAGUGGUUCAAGAGCCGCUUCACCGUGCUCACCGAGAGCGCCGCCAAGAACACCGAUGCCGUUCGCGCCGCCAAGGAUGAAGUGUCCGAGAGCCGCCGCCUGCUCAAGGCCAAGACCCUGGAGAUCGAGGCGUGCCGCGGCAUGAAUGAGGCCCUCGAGAAGCAGCUGCAGGAGCUGGAGGACAAGCAGAACGCCGACAUCAACGCCCUUCAGGAUACAAUUAACAAACUGGAAAAUGAAUUGAGAACAACCAAGAGCGAGAUGGCUCGAUAUUUGAAAGAAUACCAAGAUCUGCUCAACGUUAAGAUGGCUUUGGAUAUUGAAAUUGCAGCCUACAGGAAAUUAUUGGAAGGUGAAGAGACCCGCCUGAGCUUCACCAGUGUUGGAAGCCUAACGAGUGGCUACUCCCAGAGCUCCCAGGUCUUUGGGCGCUCUGCCUACAGUGGUCUGCAGAGCAGCUCAUACUUGAUGUCUGCCCGUGCCUUCCCCUCAUACUACACUAGUCAUGUCCAAGAGGAACAGAUUGAGGUGGAAGAGACCAUUGAGGCAACCAAGGCAGAAGAAGCCAAAGAUGAGCCCCCCUCUGAAGGAGAAGGGGAGGCUGAGGAAGAGGAGAAGGAGGAGGGAGAAGAAGAGGAAGGAGGUGAAGAGGAAGAAGGUGCCAAGGAUGAAUCUGAAGACAAGGAAGGUGAGGAAGAAGAGGGCGGUGAAGCUGGAGAGGAAGGUGAGGAAGAGGAAGAGAAGAAGGAAGAAGAUGCCGCUGGAGAAGAGGCUGUAGAGCAGAAGAAGAAAGAUUAAGUUCUCUUUUCCUUGACUAUUUCAGGUUUCCCCCAAAUCAGGUCAACAAUCCCAACACUACACAAUCUGUUGAGCACUGAAUGCUGUAAAGAAUAAGAAAUCACAUAUUUACAAACAAACAACUAAUCUGAGAUGACUUAGAUCGAAAGUUAUUGUUGUGCUAAAUGUCUUCCCCUAUGCAAGAGUAUUUGGUGUGCUUCUUGAUAGCUUCCCUGGCUUGCUGCCAGACUGCGCAUGGUACAUGCUUAUGAAUUCUCGAUUGACGACAGUGCGGAUGAUUCAGACAUUUACAAUGGAAAAAAAACAUGAAUAAACAAACUCAUUGAUAUAAAUGUUAAACUUGAUGAAAAACAUAAUUAAUCUUUGGAAACCUUUGGUGGUUAGAAAACAAUGACCCUAAGUUAUGUGCAAUAACUAGCAAAUAAAGGCAUCCUGGAACAGCAUUAUCAUCCCUUGUUGUGGCUAUUGUGUGUUAAUUAAAGAAAGAUUCAAAUAUGCAUUCAAGUGAUGUGCAGCUGAUGAGUGAGAAGCCAGGCUACUGAUCUCAGAAUCUCAUGGUACCAAAAAAAAAAUUUCCCUUUUCUUAAAUAAUACAUUUAUCCCCAGUUGGUGCUUUCUAAGGAACUCAAAGCUUAAGUUAUCAUUCAGGAAUCUUGCCUAUUUCCCCCACCCUCUACCUCCUCCUUACCCUACUUCUCUCCACCUCAUAACAUUUCCCCAAUCCUUCCAAAUAUCAUCAGUAAUUAACAGAAAGAAUAAGAGUGGAAGCUCCUAGGGUUUGCUCUAGCAAUACCAAUGUCCUGGUCCCAGUACAAAGUCAUACAUUGUAGCUCAGGGAAAGGGUUUUAUGGUGACAUCUGUGAGAAGACAGACUUUUAAAUAGACCCUACUGAGCAAAUGGGCACAUGAGAUUGAACACCAGUGAAAGGUCACCAAUACAAAAUGAGUAGAGAGUACAUCUUAACGUGCCCCAGAGUAAAUAGCUUUUUUUAAAAUUUAAUUGGGCCAAAUGCAGCUAUGGUGGAGUAGAUGAUAAAAACUGAUCGUUAUUAUUUAUGGAAAAACAAGAUGACUAAAGAUAGGGAGAUCAGAAGGUAAACCCCCCUCUACUUCUUGCCUACAAACCUGAACCCAUGGUGAUUCUGGGUCUUCAGCUUAGUUCCUGGCCUCAUUGUUGCUGCCCUGAAAUUCCACAAAUCUCUUAGCUUUUAAAACACCUCAACAAACAAUUGAUACCAAUUGUAAAAACAACUAUUAGUGCCUAAGGGAGGCAAAUUCCAGCCCUCCAUGAGUUCCUUGGCAAUUACUUCUCAUAUCUCAAUUUGGAAAUCAAGAGGUUCAGAGGAUGAUUCCAAUUGGUUAAGAAUUUCAGUUAAAUAAAACAUUCAUAGCUGUUCAUGCCUAGCAUAUCCUAUGGAAUCUUGAUGCUUGUAUGGUAUCUUAAUCUGCUGUGGGUUAGAGCGGAAGUUCCUGAUUAUAUGUUUUUCUGCUUCUGUCUUCAAAAGCUGAUUUAUCUGCUGAUUUCCCCCCUCCCAUAUUUGUUACUCUGUAAUUGAUAUCACUUUGGGGGGGGGGAGGAAGCCAAUGCUUAUAUCUGCAUUUUAUCUGCCUUCAUUUAUAUACUGCACUGUGCUCUCACCUUUGAGACUCACUUCUAUCAGAUGUUUGAAAUUAAAACUGUUAGCAGGCAAAUGUAUUUUCUGUCAUGCUGUGGCUUUGAACCUGAAACAUGCAUUUUUUACAGGCUUCUGCAAAGAUAUCUCUAUGGAGAGAAACUAAACAUUUUGCAUUUUUGGUCUUGGAAAGCUGGUUUGGAGGUCUGAGUGCUGUUAAUAGCAAAGUGAUAUUAAAAGAAAAGAACUUUAACCCAAUAGAAACAGUGGGAUUUGGGAAUUGUUUGAAUCAAGUCUGAAAGCAAUGACACAUUGUAUCACCACCCCCCCCCAUCCUGUGUGCCACAAUAAAAAUACGUUAAAAAUA